Molecule: messenger RNA, 1497 nt
Organism: Lathyrus sativus (Indian pea)
Lineage: Eukaryota; Viridiplantae; Streptophyta; Magnoliopsida; Fabales; Fabaceae
Source: the annotation of a GenBank genome assembly
AUGGCUGGUGGAGGAUUUACAACAAGUUCAGAUGAUACAGUUUUUGAAGCUAAGAUCACGGGUGCUGUCAUUCUCUCUUGCAUAAUGGCCGCUACCGGUGGUCUUAUGUUUGGUUAUGAUAUUGGCAUUUCAGGUGGUGUGACAGCAAUGCCUAGCUUCUUGGCCAAGUUUUUUCCUGACAUAUACAGAAGAGUACAACAACCUGCUUCUGAAAGCAAUUACUGCAAAUAUGAUAAUCAGAAGCUUCAAUUGUUCACGUCGUCGCUUUACCUUGCAGCUUUGGUAGCUUCCAUGGUUGCAUCUCCUGUAACAAGACAGCUAGGAAGGAAACAAACUAUGUUGCUAGCUGGAGUUGUUUUCAUUGUUGGCACUACCAUGAGUGCCUUAGCAGGAAACCUUAUUCUCCUAAUUUUGGGAAGAAUCUUACUUGGUUGCGGCGUUGGUUUCGCCAAUCAGGCAGUGCCAGUGUUUCUAUCUGAGAUAGCACCAACGAGAAUUCGCGGUGCGCUUAACAUUAUGUUUCAGCUGAACAUCACCAUUGGAAUUUUCAUAGCAAACCUUGUGAACUGGAAAACAGCACAAAUAGCAGGUGGAUAUGGAUGGAGAAUAUCAUUGGCUGGAGCUGGUAUUCCUGCACUUCUGCUAACAAUAGGUUCACUCAUAGUGGAUGAUACUCCUAACAGUCUAAUUGAAAGGGGUUUUGAAGAAGAAGGGAAGGUUGUGCUAAGAAAAAUUCGUGGUGUCGAAAACAUUGGACCAGAGUUUGAAGAUAUUCUUAGAGCCUCUAAAGUGGCUAAAGAGGUCAAGAGUCCCUUCAAGGACCUUGUGAAGUCCCACAAUCGUCCUCCAUUGGUCAUUGCCAUUUUUAUGCAGGUGUUCCAACAAUUCACGGGUAUCAACGCGAUCAUGUUUUAUGCACCAGUAUUGUUCAGCACCUUAGGAUUUCACAGUGAUGCAUCUCUAUACUCAUCUGUGAUCACAGGAGGCGUAAACGUCCUCUCAACCUUAGUGUCAGUCUAUUUCGUCGACAAAGUCGGGAGAAGAGUGCUUCUAUUAGAAGCAUGUGUACAAAUGUUCAUCUCACAAAUGAUAAUCGCAGUAGUCCUCGGGAUAAAACUCACAGACCACUCAGAUAAUUUAGACAAAGGUUUUGCAAUGUUGGUUGUGGUCAUGGUAUGCACAUUCGUCGCAUCUUUCGCAUGGUCGUGGGGUCCACUCGGAUGGUUGGUUCCCAGUGAGACAUUUCCUCUAGAGACAAGAUCAGCUGGACAAAGUGUGACAGUGUUCACAAACAUGUUGUUUACCUUUAUUGUUGCACAAGGUUUCUUGUCCAUGUUGUGUUACCUUAAAUACGGGAUCUUCUUGUUUUUCUCUGCUUGGAUUCUUAUUAUGGGCUGCUUCACUGUGUUCUUGAUUCCGGAGACAAAGAAUGUGCCCAUUGAAGACAUGGCUGAUAAAGUCUGGAGACAACAUUGGUUCUGGAAUAAAUAUAUGUGA